AUGGCAAUCAGGGUUCCUCGAGUUCUGCAAUCAUCAAAGCAGAUUCUCCGUCAAGCGAAACUCUUCUCAUCCUCUUCCUCUCUUGACGUCCCAAAGGGCUACUUAGCGGUCUACGUAGGAGAAAGAACGAUGAAGAGAUUUGUAGUUCCGGUUUCUUACUUGAACCAGCCUUCAUUUCAAGACUUACUAAAAAAGGCAGAGGAAGAAUUUGGAUUUGACCAUCCAAUGGGUGGCCUCACAAUCCCUUGCAGUGAAGAAAUCUUCAUCGAUCUUGCUUCUCGCCUCAACUGA
Microthlaspi erraticum is the source of this 291-nucleotide messenger RNA. NCBI's taxonomy places the organism in Eukaryota, Viridiplantae, Streptophyta, Magnoliopsida, Brassicales, Brassicaceae. The record is from the annotation of a GenBank genome assembly.